CUUCUGCUGUUGCUGCUGGUACCGUUUUAUAUGUCGAGCUCGCGAUGAGUUUUAGUUGCCGGUUACGGUUGCUUCUUAUAUCAUAUAAAGGCAACUCACUUUAGACUCUUAUCUUCAUAUAUAUUAAAUCACUUGACAGAUCCAAUUGUACACAAUAGUAGUAAACUUGACUUGUUUAUAUAAAUUUAGUAAAUAGUCAUCAUUUUUUUGAGUUUAAGUUUACUUUACUUUACUUUACUCCAAACAAAAUUUAUUCAUCGAUGAUUUACGUCUCUGUUUUGUGAUUUAGUUACGAGUUUUUGCGACUGACAGGUCCAUCAUAUCUUUGGAGUCUGUACAAAUUUACUCAGUGAUGUGAAUUUUCAUACUUUGCAAUUAAGUUGACGUUCACGUCGAUGAAUGUUAUCACGAUCAAUGAUAAGAGGGAGCUCGAUAGCGAUACCGUCUAAUUGUCAACGUGUAAGACGCCUACUAUAAGUAGUAUAUACUUCAUAUACAUAUAUAAAUAUAUAUACACAGCAGUUAAGACAAAACGACUAUGGCAAUUGCGAGGAUUAAGAGUUUUCUUGACAGCAGUCUAAAGAGCGUAACGACUCCGUUGGAUCGUACCACUAAUUUAGAACCUGAAAUUGGUCUAAGAAUCGUUAAUUCGCCGUAUGAUAAAACAUUACGUGUUACUGUUAUCGGUGCGAGACAUUUGCCACAAAAUUUUGGAUUUACUCGAGUCAACAGUUACGUUGUCAAGAUAAAAUUUUUUCCGGGCAAGGAAAAAUUUGAGACGACAUCAAAAAAUGAAUCUUGGCCGCAGUGGAAUGAGGAAUUUACGUUUCACUUGAGAAAAGAAACCAAAAUAAAAUUUGGCAAAUCUAAAGUUACGGAAGAAAUUUUAGAUGGAUCGAAACUUAUAAUAGCGACGCUUUAUGCAAUACUUGAGGACAAACCGCUGAUAGCGACUGAUAAAAAAGAAGCGGAGAAAGAAAAUAAUUCAAAGGAGGGUGGUAAAGAUAGUGGCAAAAAGGAUGGAAAGAAAAAGGAAGGAGCUACGACGUCUGGAUCACAAGAGUCGAAAUCCAAUAAAUUGUUGGGUCAGUUCUUCGGCAAAAGUACGGAGAAGGAAAAAGAAACUGUCAUUGAAAAAAAAAGUAUUGAUAAAAGACGAACUGUUGGAGCAACUACGAUUUCAUUAGAUAGUAAGAAUUUUGUUACUAAACCACCUAAAUCUAAACAUUCGGACGAUGUGUCGACUGGUGAUAUUUGGAAACCACUUAGACCGAUUGCCAGUGGGAUCUCCGGUGCUGAAGAAAGACGGGAGUGUAAAAAAGGCCAAGUAGAAAUGAUUCUAGUACAAGAGAAAAGUGAUAAAAAAGAUGUAAGUGAAGGUCGACUGGUAUUAAGCUUAUCUCGUUUGAGAUGUUCACUGCAAACAAUGCAUGAGCAGGAGACACUUAAAGGUCAAUUGUAUAUAAAAAUGUCAGUUGUUGACAAUGGAAGAGUUACGCAUUUUUGGAAAAGCGAUCGAUUUGCUCCGAGCGUAUCGAUGAAGUUUGCCCAAGACCAAGCGCAAGUUGUUGCUGAAAAUCCUUACGAGGGUGCGCUGAAAGAUGUCAGUUUUGUUGUUAAAUUUGUUUCCAAAAAUAAAAUGGGUAAAAAAACGACAAUCGGACACUUUGUCAUUGGUCCGGAUGUCGGUGGAACAUAUAGCGAACAAUGGAAACAAGCGAUGGCCAAACCAGGGCAGGCUGUUACUAAAUGGCAAGCGUUUGAAUGAAUCUAUCUAGAGUUUGAAUUGAAAUUGUAAAUUUUAUUUUUUAUUGUACCGUUAUCGAAUGGGUUAUUAAUUUUAAAAUGUACAUAAGUAGCGAGUAGCUUUGAAUAAUGAUUCAAAAUAAUCUGAUUAAACCGUCCGUUGAAAUUCAAACCAGCCACUAUUGUUUCUCUCACGAGAUGUGAUAACGGAGAUUAUUUAAAUUUUUCCACGCAACAUAAAAAUAUACUGCAGUAAAAUAAAGAAUACUAUUAAGGAGAUUUCGUAUGUUUUGAUGAAGAUGUCAAAGUUGACGUCUAAUAUUUGAUCGUAAUAAGUUGAAGAAUUUAUUACAAAGUCUCUGGCGUAAUAGUGAUCCAAUGAAUCAUUUGAGUUAUUACUAUGAUACGGGUGUGUCAUUUAAUUGACAUAAACGUACUCUAUAUAUAAAAGAAAGUACGAUAUAUAAGUACACGAUGCGACUCGACAAUCAUUGGAGUGCCAUUAACAAAAUAUUAUAAAUAUUAAAGUAGAUUUUGCAUUCAAUUAUUUUUUUUUUAUU
Messenger RNA from Microplitis mediator, 2306 nucleotides. RefSeq lists its product as uncharacterized. Bases 539 to 1768 code for a protein of 409 amino acids. The record is from RefSeq and is a predicted model, not a curated record. Lineage: Eukaryota; Metazoa; Arthropoda; Insecta; Hymenoptera; Braconidae. The transcript is spliced from 5 exons.